This is a messenger RNA of Trachymyrmex cornetzi, 1320 nucleotides long. RefSeq lists its product as uncharacterized. NCBI's taxonomy places the organism in Eukaryota, Metazoa, Arthropoda, Insecta, Hymenoptera, Formicidae. Bases 1 to 1320 code for a protein of 439 amino acids. The transcript has a single exon. The record is from RefSeq and is a predicted model, not a curated record.
AUGCUAGCAGACAAAGACUUUCACAAGCCAGGAGCCAUUGAUCUAUUAAUCGGAUCAGGAACCUUCUGGCAGAUUAUGAAGGAUGAACAUAUUGAGUUGCUUCCCGGACAACCGCGAAUGCAGAACAUGUCUUUAGGAUGGAUACUCGGAGGAACUCUUACGGAAUUGUCAAGUGACGAUAAGGUGAUGUGCAAUCUACUAACAAACGACGAAUUAAGUCAGCAGCUGGAGAGAAUGUGGCAAUCCGAAGAAAUCAUCGAGCAAAGGCAUUACUCUCCAGAGGAGCGAAAAUGUGAGGAGCACUUCAAGGCAACAAUGCAACGAAAUAUAGAAGGUAGAUUCGUAGUAGGAUUGCCUCAACGGGAGGAUAUCGAGCUUGCGGAGUCGUAUAGCACAGCAGUGAAGAGACUGUACGCAUUAGAAAACCGAUUUGCACGACAGCCAGAAUUGAAGUUGGAAUACAUUCAGUUUAUGGAGAAAUAUGAAACGCUUGGACAUAUGUCACGUGUCGAAGAAAAUACAUCGAAGAGUGGGCAGGAUAUUUAUUACAUACCGCAUCAUCUUGUAGUAAGAAGCAAUGUAUUAACCAGUAAGUUGAGGGUGGUUUUUGACGCGUCGGCUUUAUCAGCAUCGGGAGUGUCACUAAACCACAAGCUAUUAGUAGAUCCUCAGUUGCAAGAUACUUUAUUCGCAUUAUUAUUGAAGUUUAGAAUGCAUCAAUACGUAUUGACUGCUGACUUGGAAAUGAUGUACCGACAAGUCCUUGUGAAAGAACAGGAUAGGGAUCUUCAAAGAAUUUUAUGGAGAUCAAAUAACGACGAAGAAAUCCAGAUUUUUCGUUUAAACACGUUAACAUAUGGUACUUCUUCGGCACCCUUUCUAGCAAUCCGAUGCUUAAAGGAGUUAGCAAUUCAAGAAAGUGACACUUAUCCUACAGCCGCAAGGGUGCUACAAGGUGAUUUCUAUAUGGAUGACCUUCUCACAGGAACGCAUACUGAGGAGGAAGUAUGCCGGUUACAACAGGAAUUAAUGGAACUGUUACAGCGAGGAAGAUUUUAUCUACGCAAAUGGAGAAGCAACAAUAGAAGAGUGCUUAGCUCGUUAGCUCAAGAUAGCGAAAGGGACGAAUUUUUAAUUUUAAAUAAACAUGAGGUCUUGAAAACCCUUGGACUGCAUUGGAACGCAGAAAGGGAUUACUUACAAUAUGAAGUACAAAUAAUGAAGGAACUACCAACAACAAAAAGGCAAUUACUAUCUUUAAUCUCGAAAAUCUUUGAUCCUCUGGAUCUUAUCGAGCCAGUCUUAGUGGUAGCAAAGUAG